UCCCACCGUCAUGGGCUUAUAAACCGUCCAGAAUGCAAAGCAGCCCCCACUUGAACCAAAGCCGAAACUCCUUCCACAAUAUAUCUUCUAUCUUCACCACAACUACCUUCUCAGUUACUCCUACAGAGGACUGGGGGCCUAAAAGAGAUCCACUUUACAUUGUACUGCCGAUAACCACCAUAUACAUUGUCAUUUUCUUCAGUGGUGUACUUGGCAAUAUCAGUACUUGCAUUGUGAUUGCCAAAAAUAAGUGUAUGCAUACAGCGACCAACUACUAUCUCUUCAGUUUGGCCAUCAGUGAUCUUUUGCUGCUGACUUCUGGAUUGCCUCUGGAAAUUUACUCAAUCUGGUCCAAGUAUCCGUACGUCUUUGGAGAGGAAUUUUGCAUAUUACAGGGACUCGCAGCCGAAACAUCAGCCAACGCAACUGUCCUAACCAUAACAGCCUUCACCAUCGAAAGAUACGUCGCUAUUUGCUUCCCGUUCCUCUCACAUAAACUGUCCAAACUCAACCGAGCCAUCAAAUACAUCGUCUACAUAUGGAUAGUAGCCACAUGUCUGGCCAUCCCGCAGGCCAUAUCUUUUGGUGUCGUCUGCGAAGUAUUCAACGACCAAGUGGUGGCAGAACACUGCAUCUGCAUGGUGAAGAGAACUUUGAUACCACACGCUUUCGAAAUAUCCACCGUUUUGUUUUUCGUGGCGCCGAUGACUCUGAUAACUGUUUUGUAUAUCCUGAUUGGGGUGCAAUUGCGCGAAACUUCCCUGCGAAAUGCUCGAGGGGGUAGUGUCAGGAUGAAGCGCAAGGUUUAUAAGUCCGCAAGGACUGUUGUUUCCAAAAAGACUCAGACACAUUUGCAGGAGUGCGAAGUGUUAGAGGAGGAGGGGAGGAAGAAUUUUUCCAGAAAUUGCCAGGCAGCGAAGCAUGUUGUCGAAAUGCUGGUUGCAGUUGUGGUUGCCUUCUUCAUAUGCUGGGCCCCCUUUCAUGCUCAGAGGCUUCUAGCAAUCUAUGGGGAACCGACAACAGCUCACAUGAUAAAGGCUUUCAAAAUCUUGACCUACGUCAGUGGAGUUCUCUACUACCUCUCAACAACAGUGAAUCCUGUACUCUACCAUAUAAUGUCGAACAAAUUUAGAGAAGCUUUCAGAAACACAUACAAGCAUUGCUUCUCGAAAAGGAGCACAUCGGCUGGUUGCAAGUUCUACUCCGCAAUUUCAGCCCGAUCCUCCCAGAUGAACAGCCAUAGCUCCGACUCAUGUACCCAGAGCCAUCGAUCACUACGAUAUCUAGAAGCCGAAAUGGCGAACUUUCAGGAGAACAGAAGACCAUUAGUCGUUAACUUCAGAAGGAAAAGGGGGCCUCCGGCCAACAGGCUUGCCAGACCUGAGUCCAAGAGUGCAGUGGCUUUGGAUUCACAAGUGAUUAACCGAGAAACAGCCUUCGAUUUCCGGACCGAAAAACAUCGAGCGAUUAUUGAAAGUGCUACGUUUUGUUCUCUCACCACCAGAGCUAUGGCUAAAGAUUUCAGUUUCGGAGAGGUGCACACUUUGCAACCGGAACAUAUCUGCCCAUUGAGGAAAACUUUGGUUGAUUGAUUGAAAGAUUGUGAGAUACAUUCCAAGAUAUCUACUUAACGCUAACACUAUUAUUUCACCUUCUUCAGGACUCCUGAAAAAUAUUUUGAAUUUAUUUUCCAUGCAGAAUAUUAAUAUACUCAUAUUUUUUCUAUACAUUUCUGAGAAUGGCUCUAAGGAAUUAAAUGUGAUUUUUUCUUGA
Messenger RNA from Leptinotarsa decemlineata (Colorado potato beetle), 1773 nucleotides. RefSeq names its product pyrokinin-1 receptor. Gene Ontology annotation, biological process: neuropeptide signaling pathway. Gene Ontology annotation, cellular component: plasma membrane. NCBI's taxonomy places the organism in Eukaryota, Metazoa, Arthropoda, Insecta, Coleoptera, Chrysomelidae. Gene Ontology annotation, molecular function: neuromedin U receptor activity. The record is from RefSeq and is a predicted model, not a curated record.